Messenger RNA from Rhea pennata, 2113 nucleotides. It is a transcript of the gene EFEMP1, whose product is annotated as EGF containing fibulin extracellular matrix protein 1. The record is from RefSeq and is a predicted model, not a curated record. The coding region runs from base 232 to 1587 and encodes 451 amino acids. The transcript is spliced from 12 exons. Gene Ontology annotation, molecular function: calcium ion binding. NCBI's taxonomy places the organism in Eukaryota, Metazoa, Chordata, Aves, Rheiformes, Rheidae.
CGAGGCGGCGGCACUACCAGCGGGCGGAGGGACGGAGGGGGCCGAGCCGCCGUGGUGACCUGCCGCCGGGAGCAGCCCCAGUCGGCGCUGCGCGGCGCGGCGCGGCCCCGCCAGGAGAGCCCGGGUGCCGCAGCCGCAGCUGGAUAAAGUACAGCGGAGCGGAAACGCUGCCGAGGCUCGGCCGCUUCUUGGCUUCCAGAGGGCUGCGCCCGGGCCUCCUCACGCAGGUUCAUGAUGUUGACAACUAUGUUCGUGGCUGCUUUCAUUCUCAUUACAGUACAUUCACAGGAAACUGAGGAAACCAUAACAUACACGCAAUGCACAGAUGGCUAUGAAUGGGAUCCUAUUAGGCAACGGUGCAAAGAUAUUGAUGAAUGUGAAAUAGUCCCAGAUGCAUGUAAAGGUGGGAUGAAAUGUGUUAACCACUAUGGAGGAUACCUCUGUCUACCUAGAACAGCCCAAAUUAUUGUAAAUGAGCGAGAAGAAGCAGCAGCUGAAUCCACUAGUGGUCGAAAUAAUGUAAUUCGACGGACUCCUGCUGAUCCUCACCGUGCCCCUCCAAACCCAACUCAUCAAAUACAGUGUGCAGCUGGUUAUGAACAAAGUGAUCACAAUGUGUGCCAAGAUAUAGAUGAAUGUGCAACAGGAACCCAUAAUUGUAGAGCUGACCAAGUAUGUGUCAAUUUAAGAGGGUCCUUCAGCUGCCAGUGUCCUCCAGGAUAUCAAAAGCGCGGGGACCAAUGUGUGGACAUAGAUGAAUGCACUCUGCCUCCAUAUUGCCACCAUCGAUGUGUGAACACUCCUGGUUCCUAUUAUUGCCAAUGCAAUGCUGGUUUCCAAUUAGCAUCCAACAACCACACCUGUGUAGACAUAAAUGAAUGUGAUGCCAAUAAUCCAUGUGCACAACAGUGUUACAAUAUACUUGGUUCUUUCAUCUGUCAGUGUAAUCCGGGAUUUGAAUUAAGCAGUGACAGAAUCAACUGUGAAGAUACUGAUGAAUGCAGAACUUCAAGUUACAUGUGUCAAUAUCAGUGUGUCAAUGAACCAGGAAAAUUCUCAUGUGUCUGCCCCGAAGGGUACCAGGUAGUAGGAGGCAGAACAUGUCAAGAUAUAAACGAAUGUGAGACUACUAAUGAAUGCAGAGAGGAUGAAAUUUGCUGGAAUUAUCAUGGAGGCUUUCGUUGUUACCCAAGAAAUCCAUGUCAAGAACCCUAUGUCCUUACAUCUGAGAACCGCUGCAUCUGCCCGGUGUCAAAUGCCAUUUGCCGAGAGCUGCCUUACUCUGUUGUAUACAAAUACAUGAGCAUCCGUUCAGACAGAACAGUGCCCUCCGACAUCUUCCAGAUUCAGGCAACCACUAUUUAUCCUAAUACUAUUAACACAUUCCGAAUCAAGUCUGGAAAUGAAAAUGGAGAAUUUUAUCUGAGACAAACAAGCACAGUAAGUGCAAUGCUUGUACUGGUGAAAUCACUAUCAGGACCAAGAGAACACAUUGUGGAUCUGGAGAUGCUAACGGUCAACAGUUUGAAUUAUCGUACAAGCUCAGUGUUAAGAUUAACAAUAAUAGUGGGACCUUAUGCAUUUUAAUGGUUUUCAGUAGCCCUUCACUGGCACUUAAAGCAGCCAAAGAAUAUUAUCUUAAAGAAAGCACUUACUAUUUUAUUUAUAGAUUUUGCUCUUUUCUUUUUUUAAAAAAGAUUUGUUUAGUAAGUUGAUAUCUGUAAUCCACACAUUACACCUGAAAUUCAAAAUUAGUAGAUGUGUUCCAUAUUAUAAUGUGGGCAUUGUCACUUUCUGUAUAAAGAUUUAAAUCUUUUUUUAGUACCUUACUUGGACUAGAUCCAUACUACACUUUUGUAUGAGAAUUGUAUGUUCAUACUGUCCUGUAAAGCUUUACACGCCUCUCCUAGCCAAGUAGGUCAUGCAAUUAAAAGGUGAUAUUCUGUGUUGUUUCUAUUUUAAAUUCUAAUGCAACUACACUGACAAUCUCAAAAGGAAAAAAUAUAUAGUAUCAAUGAUAUACAAAGUAACAGCUGAUAAGCUAAAAUAUAUUUGUUCUUUUUAACUACUUUGUAACAGAAGUUAACAGUCAAUAAAGAUCUAUUUCCUUAGA